CUGCUAGCUCCAGCUGUUAAUGAGUUGUCUUUGGCCGUCUUCUUCGUCGUUGUCUUCGUCAUAUUUGUUGUCGUUGUCGUUGUUGCUGUUGCUGUUACUGUUGCUGUUGGUUAUAGAAAAAGAGAAAAUGUGCUGCCAAUUGCACAAUAGCUGAAAACAAUAAAUCGGACAAAACAGUUUUCGCCAAAAAACAAAAAACCAAAAAACAAAAAAAGCAAAGAAACCAGGAAGCGACAACAAUUUGAAAAUUUGGAUUUUUUGGAGUGGGAAGUUUGGGGCAGCACAGACAGAUGCCGCCGCACAGAUGGACGGACGAGUCACGCGACGCCUCCUGCUACUACGGCAACGUCGGACGCUCAGCCUCCGAUGCGGAUGACGAUGAUACGGAGGCGGAUGACGAGCAGGAGGCCUUCUGCGACGGUGACAGGCCACUAAUCAGACCUGCUGCUGAUGAUGCUGGCGAAGAUGAUCUGCUGCAGACACGUCACAUCUUUGGGCUGAUGGGCUUCCUCGGCUUUGCCGUCGUCUAUGCGAUGCGUGUGAAUCUCUCUGUGGCCAUUGUGGCCAUGGUUAACCAGACUGCCAUUCCACACAACAAUGGCUCCAUUCUUGGCAACGAUACGUGUAAAAUGCCACCUUCUCCCUCUCCUUCAUCAUCAUCAUCAUCAUCAGCAUCGUUUUGGGAUCAGGAUGAGUAUGAUCGGCAGGAUGAGAAGGGUGAAUUUGUGUGGGAUGAGGCGACGCAGGGUUUGGUCCUUGGCAGCUUCUUCUAUGGCUAUGUGCUGACCCAGGUGCCUGGUGGUCGCAUGGCUGAGCUGUUUGGCGGCAAACGGAUCUAUGGCUAUGGUGUCCUAAUCACUGCAAUCUUCACAUUGCUCACUCCACUGGCGGCCCACUGGGACUUGCCACUGCUGAUUGCUGUCCGCGUCCUGGAGGGCAUGGGCGAGGGCGUCACAUAUCCGGCGAUGCAUGCGAUGCUGGCACACUGGAUACCACCGCUGGAACGGAAUAAGUUCGCGGCAAUUGUUUAUGCCGGCUCCAAUAUUGGCACCGUUAUAUCCAUGCCACUGACGGGUUGGCUCUGCUCGCAGAAAUUCCUCGGCGGCUGGCCAUCGGCCUUCUACAUCUUUGGUGUGAUGGGAUUGGUGUGGUUCGGUGCCUGGAUGUAUCUCGUCUACGAUAAGCCCAGCGAGCAUCCGAGAAUUUCACGCAAGGAACGAGCUUAUAUUGAACGCAUGCUGCAUGUUCAGUCGCAGCCGGAGCACAAUCACGUUGACGAUGUGGAUGAGGAUGAGGAGCAGGAGCGUGACCGUGACCAAGAACUGGAUGAGGUGGAUGUGGUGGAGGUGGAGGAGGAGGAGGAAGAACAUGAAGCUAUACCGUGGCGUCAUCUGGCCACCAGCGUUCCACUGUGGGCCAUCCUACUGACGCAGUGCGGCCAGAGUUGGGCAUUCUACACACAGUUAACCGAACUGCCAACCUACAUGAACAACAUCUUGCACUUUGACAUCCAGUCGAAUGCACUGCUGAAUGCCGUACCCUAUCUGACCUCCUGGUUCAUGGGCAUCGCGUGCUCCGCUCUGGCGGACUGGAUGCUCGCCCGUCGCCACAUCACCUUGCUCAACUCGUACAAGCUGUGGAACACGAUUGCGUCGGUGGUGCCCUCGUUGGGCCUGAUUGGCAUCAUCUAUGUCGGCUGCGAUUGGGUUUGGGUAACGUUCAUGCUCGCUGGGAUUGGAUCAUUUGGCGGCGCCGUUUACGCUGGCAAUCAAAUGAAUCAUAUCGCGUUGAGUCCCCGAUUUGCUGGCACCAUGUAUGGCAUAACCAAUUCGGCGGCGAAUAUGUGUGGCUUCCUUGCACCGUAUGUGGUUGGGCUGAUCAUCAAUCAUCGGGAGACGCUCACCCAGUGGCACAUUGUCUUCUGGCUGGCGGCGGGCCUAAAUAUCGCUGGCAAUUUCAUCUAUCUCAUUUUUGCCAGCGCCGAUGAGCAGAGCUGGUCACUCCAACCUCCAACAAGAGUUAACAGAGGCGCUGGUUCAGCCUCCGCCUCAACAUUGCGCAUCUAGCAACGGGUACCUAUAAAUCAAUAAGACGACCUUAAUCGUUAAUCCUCCCUUAUUUAGUGCAUAAGCAGAAGUGUGAUAAUUCCGUGCGGAAUAUGUUAUUAAGUUCCCAAAAUGAUGACAAUGACGAUGACGAUGACGAUAAUGAUAAUGAUAAUGAUGCAGUAUUCUUUCCGAGUGUAGCCAACCAAUUAUCGAGCAAAACACAUGCGUCUAACAAACUAUUAGUUUCCAGGCUUCCAGUGACUUUCCAGUUUUGAUCAUUUAACAGGACAUGUGACAGUUCGCAAUCCAACAAAGCUAACUUAAAGCUACAACUUCCAUUGACUUUCCAACGGAUGUAAGAUGGACAUCUUCUAGACCAUCCAGCGAGUCGCAGCGAGCUCCAGUGCAUCCCUGGUUGACUCUUAGCUACCAGCAGCACUUGUCGCUUUCCAGUAGCCAACACUUUCCAAGAAACAACUUGGAUUCAAAUGCACCGCUUUUAAUGAGCUUUUCCAGCAGCUUCUAGUGAGCUUCCAAUAAUUCUCCAAUAAUCAAAGAGUUUCCAAUCCAAAUGCUAGAUGGGUUCACAGUACCUAAAAACACCGCUCUUGGCUAUGACUAUUUUAACCAAUUGUUAACAACGGACUGUGUUUUGCUAGACGUUUUGAUAUCAAUAUAUUCGUUAUACGAUAAACGAUAUACGAUAUACGAUAUACGAUAUAUAUAUAUAUAGAUACAUAUACGAUAUACAAUACAUAUGAGAAACUAGGGUCUAGCGUUGACCCACAUAGCUUUAGUGCGGCUCCUAGCCUGCCGAACGAAAUUAUACAAAUUAUAUACCAUAUACAAAAUGUAUUCCGAUAUUUAUAUACACAUACACACAUAUAUAGAUAUGUAUAUAUUGCCUUACAUAUAAGCUACAUAUGUAUGUACAUAGCAUCCGAGGCAUUUGAAUGUUAUUUGUGAUGUAACUUUGAAAUAAUAAAAACGCACAAGCAUAUCAUAGAUUUUGAA
Messenger RNA from Drosophila grimshawi, 3062 nucleotides. RefSeq names its product putative inorganic phosphate cotransporter (gene MFS10). The coding region runs from base 291 to 2066 and encodes 591 amino acids. Gene Ontology annotation, biological process: monoatomic anion transport; transmembrane transport. The transcript is spliced from 2 exons. The record is from RefSeq and is a predicted model, not a curated record. Lineage: Eukaryota; Metazoa; Arthropoda; Insecta; Diptera; Drosophilidae. Gene Ontology annotation, molecular function: transmembrane transporter activity.